AGCAGAGGAAUUGGCAGAGAGGGGUGGAGGACACUGAGUGGAGGACAGUGGAGGGAUUGGUAGAGAGGAGUGGAGGCCAGUGGAGGGAUUGGUAGAGAGGGAUGGAGGACACUGAGUGGAGGAAUUGGCAGAGAGGGGUGGAGGACACUGAUUGGAGGCAAGUGGAGGGAUUGGCAGAGAGGGAUGGAGGACACUGAAUGGAGGCCAGUGGAGGGAUUGGCAGAGAAGGGUGGAGGACUAGGCAAAAGGGACAUAUGCGGCAUGGGAACCAGGGGUGUGUGUGUUAGCAGAAGGUUCUCUUGGGUAGGGGGUCUG
Messenger RNA from Staurois parvus, 315 nucleotides. Lineage: Eukaryota; Metazoa; Chordata; Amphibia; Anura; Ranidae. The record is from the annotation of a GenBank genome assembly.